Messenger RNA from Chelmon rostratus (copperband butterflyfish), 4653 nucleotides. RefSeq names its product glutamate receptor, ionotropic, N-methyl D-aspartate 2A, a (gene grin2aa). Gene Ontology annotation, molecular function: NMDA glutamate receptor activity; transmitter-gated monoatomic ion channel activity involved in regulation of postsynaptic membrane potential. Gene Ontology annotation, biological process: synaptic transmission, glutamatergic; monoatomic ion transport; long-term synaptic potentiation. Bases 1 to 4653 code for a protein of 1550 amino acids. Lineage: Eukaryota; Metazoa; Chordata; Actinopteri; Chaetodontiformes; Chaetodontidae. Gene Ontology annotation, cellular component: postsynaptic membrane; plasma membrane; postsynaptic density membrane. The transcript has 14 exons. The record is from RefSeq and is a predicted model, not a curated record.
AUGAAGUGGUUCGGCAGUAUGUCCCUCAGCAGCAAAAGGAGUAAGAGGAGGAGUAGAAGGAGCAGCAGUUGGAGCAGCAGCACUGGUAGUAAUAGUGUGCUGCUCUCCCUGGCUCUCCUGGUGGCGGUGACCCUUAUCGCAGACCCCGCGGCGGCUCAAAAGCAGCGGACCGGCGGCGGCUCAGAAAAAGUGCCGGUCCUGAACAUUGCAGUGAUCCUGGGGCGCACGCGCUACAUCUCAGACCGCGACAUCCGGGCGCUGUGGAGCAAGGAGGACCCCAUCGACGUCAACGUGGUCACACUGCUGGUCAACGAGACCGACCCGAAAAGCAUCAUCACCCAUAUGUGCGACCUGAUGUCCGGGACCAAGAUCCACGGCGUGGUGUUCGGGGAUGGCACCGACCAGGAGGCCAUCGCCCAGAUUUUGGAUUUUAUUUCCUCGCAGACGCUCAUACCCAUCCUGGGCAUCCAUGGAGGGUCGUCCAUGAUCAUGGCUGAUAAGGAUGUGAAGUCGACAUUCUUCCAGUUCGGUGCCUCCAUCCAGCAGGAGGCUCUGCUGAUGCUCAACAUCAUGGAGGAGUACGACUGGCACAUCUUCUCCAUCGUCACGUCAAAGUUCCCCGGCUACCAGGAGUUCAUCAACAUCCUAAAAACAACUGUGGACAACAGUUUUGUGGGCUGGGACCUGCAGAAUAUCAUCAUUCUGGACGCAGUGGAAGAAGACAGCCGGUCGCAGAUCAUGCUCAAGAAGGUCCAGUCCCCCGUGGUCCUGCUCUACUGCUCCAAGGAUGAGGCGGUCUACAUCCUGGAGGAGGCUCGCUCCCUGGGCCUCACCGGAUUUGGAUACAUCUGGAUCGUGCCCUCGCUCACCACCGGGAACCCGGAAAUAACGCCCGACGAGUUUCCGCCGGGAAUGAUUUCGGUGUCGUACGACGACUGGGACUACCCGUUGGAGGCGCGAGUUCGGGACGGCCUGGGGAUCAUAACGUCGGCGGCGGCGGCCAUGUUGGAGGAGUAUGGCGACAUCCCUGAGGCCAAGACGUCCUGUUACGGCCAGAUGGAGAAGACAACCAAGCUGCCACCCAGUGCGCUACAUAAGUACAUGAUGAAUGUGACAUGGGAUGGCAGAGACUUGUCAUUCACGGAGGAUGGCUACCAGGAAUACCCAAAGCUGGUGGUGAUUGUUCUCAACAAGGACAGAGAGUGGGAGAAGAUGGGGAAACUGGACAACCGCAGCCUGACACUGAAGUACCCGGUGUGGCCGCGCUUCAACUCCUUCGGCGACGCCGAGCUGGACGACAACCACCUGUCCAUCGUCACUCUAGAGGAGAAGCCGUUUGUGAUUGUGGAGGACGUAGAGAGGCUCACCGGUACCUGCAUGAGGAACUCCGUGCCCUGCAGGAAACAUAUCAAAGACAACACAACAGAGGCUGGUGGGACAUACAUCAAGAAGUGCUGCAAAGGCUUCUGCAUCGAUAUUCUGAAGAAAAUUGCAAAGUAUGUGAAGUUCACCUAUGACCUGUACCUGGUAACCAAUGGCAAGCAUGGCAAGAAGAUCAACAACGUCUGGAAUGGGAUGGUGGGAGAGGUGGUCUAUAAGAAAGCCGUCAUGGCCGUCGGAUCUCUGACGAUCAAUGAGGAGCGUUCUGAGGUCAUCGAUUUCUCCGUCCCGUUCGUGGAAACCGGGAUCAGCGUCAUGGUCUCCCGUAGCAACGGAACCGUCUCCCCGUCAGCCUUUCUCGAGCCAUUCAGUGCAUCAGUGUGGGUGAUGAUGUUUGUGAUGCUCCUACUGGUGACUGCAAUGGCUGUCUUCAUGUUUGAGUACAUCAGUCCUCUUGGUUUUAACAGAAACCUGGCGCAGGGGAAAGACCCUCAUGGCCCUUCCUUCACCAUGGGCAAGGCCGUGUGGCUGCUGUGGGGUCUGGUCUUCAACAACUCUGUGCCGGUGCAAAACCCAAAAGGAACCACCAGUAAGUUCAUAGUGUCUGUGUGGGCCUUCUUCGCUGUCAUCUUCCUGGCCUCCUACACUGCCAACCUGGCUGCCUUCAUGAUCCAGGAGGAGUUCGUCGACCAAGUCACCGGUCUCUCCGACAACAAGUUUCAGAACCCAUACGCAUACUCGCCUCCGUUCCGCUUUGGGACGGUUCCAAACGGCUCCACAGAGAGGAACAUCAGGAAGAACUAUCCCGCCAUGCACCAGUACAUGGUGAAGUAUCAUCAAACUGGAGUGCAGGACGCACUUGUCAGCCUGAAAACGGGUAAACUGGACGCCUUCAUCUACGAUGCAGCAGUGUUGAACUACAUGGCCGGCAGAGACGAGGGAUGUAAGCUGGUGACGAUUGGCAGCGGGUACAUCUUUGCCACCACUGGUUACGGCAUCGCUCUACAGAAAGGCUCCUACUGGAAACGACAGGUGGAUCUGGCCAUCCUGGCCAUCAUCGGAGAUGGUGAAAUGGAGGAGUUGGAAGCCCAGUGGCUGACGGGUAUUUGCCACAACGAGAAGAACGAGGUGAUGUCCAGCCAGCUGGACGUGGACAACAUGGCUGGGGUCUUCUACAUGCUGGCCACUGCUAUGGGGCUCUCUCUUAUCACCUUUGUCUCCGAGCAUCUCUUCUACUGGAGGCUCAGAUACUGCUUCACUGGGGUCUGCACCGGCAAGCCGGGUCUUCUUUUCUCCAUCAGUCGGGGAAUCUGGAGUUGCAUCCAUGGCGUCCAUAUUGACAUGAAGAAAAAGACAGAUCUGGACUUCAGCCCUCAAGACAAAAUGCUCAAGCUCAUUAAAUCGGCCAAACAGAUGACCAACAUGUCUAACCUGAGUGGCUCCCGUAUGAACUCACCCAAACGUGAGUUCAUGCACUCAGCUGGCCCCAUGAUCAUGGACAUGAUGGCAGAGAAGGGCAACUUCAUCUACGCUGAUAACCGAAGCUAUGCUCCCAAAGAUAUGAUCUAUGGGGACACUGGUGACCUGCAGUCUUAUCUUGCGAACCGCCACAAAGAUCACCUUAACAACUAUAUCUUCCAGGGAGGCCAGCAUCCUCUGACCCUGAAUGAUGCCAAUCCCAACACAGUAGAAGUUGCAGUGAAUGCUGAUGCAGUCCAGACCAAUGCCAAGCCGCCCCGGACCCUGUGGAAGAAGUCAGUGGACACGCUCCGUUCUGUGCCACCUGGGCCCCCACCGAUGCCUGACAUGCUGAUGCCAGACCCGCGAAUGUCGAUGAAGACACAGCGCUACCUCCCUGAGGACACAGCCCACUCUGACAUCUCCGACUGUUCCAGCAGGGCGGCCUCCUACAAGGACCCAGAAAACAACAAGCACCUGAAGCCCAAGGACAACUUAAAAAAAAGAUCGGUGACGUCAAAAUACCCAAGGGACUGCAGUGAGGUGGAGCUGUCCUACUUAAAGACUAAGCAGGUCAGCGGCGGAACCAACCAAACCGGGAGAGGAGGAGGAGGAGGAGAGAAAAUCUACACCAUUGACUCAGACCGAGAGCUGAGCCUGCACUCAGACCCUGUUCUCUACCGCGAGAGUCGUGGCCUCGCUGCUGAUGAUUUGGAUUAUCCUGAAAUCUACUCUGACCACAGUGACAACUACAGGAAGUGUGAGCAGCCCAUCAUUCAUCUGAACUCUUCACCUUUGCAUCACACCGACUCAGAUCUUCUACCAGACCCAACUUACUCUAAACACUACAGCGUCAAGGAGAAAAACCUUACCCUGUCCCCACAUGAGUCCAUUGAUCGCUACAAGCAGACACAUUGUCGUUCCUGCUUGUCCAAAGUGACCGCGAGCUACCCACCAGGAGGGCCGUAUACCCCUACUGUAUCUGCCUCAGCUUCUGCCACACGCUCACCCUAUAAUCGGUGUGAAGCAUGCCUCCACACAGCCAACCUGUAUGACAUUACUGAGGACCAGCUUCUUACAGACCCCUUAGUCAGUCCCACCAUGCACCACCAACAGCAGCAGCAACCAGACGAAAUGUUUGGUCUGUACUGGCCACAGACGGAUGGGCCGCACGUCCAAAAGAGAAACCGCUUGAGGCUGAGUCGUCAGCACUCCUUUGACAACAUCAUGCUAGAAAAGCCCAAGGAUGUAGACCUGGGCCGACCGGCGCGCAGCGUCAGCCUCAAGGAGAAGGAUCGCUUCCUGGACUCCACAUCUGACUCGCACUAUGCGAACCUCUUCGGCAUGCGUCCCUACUCCGGCAGACUGUUUGGUACCGGCUCCAAAUCCAUGCUGUUUAACCACAACCUGGAGGAGAGCAAGAGGAGCAAGUCCCUGUACCCGGCCCAUGGCUCGGAAAACCCUUUCCUCAGCCACUCGCUGAGGGAUGACACCAGCAGCAGACUGGUCCAUGGGCGUAGCUCCUCUGAUAUUUACAAACAGCUGGCGGUGGCCUCACCUGCGGCGGUCCUUGGAGCGCCCCCCGUCAAAACACGCAACGAUGCGAACAAUCUCCGCUCAUCUGUUAAAUCCACCACUUCAUACUGCUCACGAGACGGGCGGAUAGCCAAUGACAUGUACAAUAAAGAGCAUGUGAUGCCUUACUCAGCCAAUAAGACUAGUGCAUACCCGGCCCCACGUGGUGUCCUAAACUCAGCCCAGUUCAGCAAUAGACGGGUGUAUAAAAAAAUCCCCAGUCUGGAGUCAGAUGUUUAG